GUGGCGUGCGUGCGUCCCUCUUUCUGCUGUCACACAAGCUCUUUCUGGAUUAAAGAUGAUCUCUUUAAAACUGUGAAAUCAAGGCCUAAAUCGUUUGGAAAUCAAGCCAAUUUUGGUUAUAGGAUAAUGGACAAGGUUUCAGGCCCUUGAUACUGGUACACACCCCUAUGGAUCAAAUAUGUCUUUAAUGGAGCUUCAGGACAAAAGUGAGCGUGUCUACACGAGCACUGGCCUCAGGAGACAGACGAGUGCUGAGAUAGUGUCAGAAGCUCGUCGCUCUCUCAGAGCUCUUGCCACACAGCGGCCUUUCACACCUCAGCAGAAGCAUCGGCAGCUCUUUGGAGAAUCAUCUUCUCGUGCACGUGAUGGACGACCACCAUCUGCAUUCAGUCUACAUGCCCAACAUUUUGAAGCUCCUGACUCCAGGCCAGGCUCUGGAACUCGUCUCAGCCCACUGGAACAUAAACCCAGGCUGUCUGUGUCCCUGGAUGAGGAUGGCGGUGUUGAUGAAGCAGCUCUCCCCAAACCCCCAGCUGAACGAGGGAAUACAAGAAUAGGAUCAGGAGGUUCUCGAGCCAAACUGCUUAGAGCAGCGUCCAUAAACAGGCUACCACCCGUGACACCAAACACAAAGAAUAUGUCUCUAGAGGCAAGGAUUGGAGCAGACCAUCCAGGUGAAAGAGAAAAGCUACAAUGUUCUGAUGUUACAGAGCAUACAACAAAUUCUUCCUCUGAAACAGACCUGCACAUACUUACUAAACACAGGAUACUGCAAAAUGAUGUAUCCAGUGCAAGAGGAUCAAAACCAGAAGUCAAGCUUGGGCAUGGAGACACAGGAGAUGACAACAUGGAUGAAUCUGUGUUCUGGAACACUAAAGUUCUUCCUGUCCUUCAUGAAUUUGAGUCUUUUGCACCAGGUGAUGCCGUAUCAGAUGAGAUUGUGGGAGAGCUGUGUAAUGCAUGCAAUGGUCUCCAUGAUGCGCUGGCAGAGAGAGGCAUGCUGGGAAGGCAGUUUAAAAAGAGGUCCGCCAUCCUUAGAACACUCUUCAGGCUUAUAGACGUGGGAUCGGAUCGACUUGACCUAACAUUAGCCAAACUUAUUCUGGCACUCAAUGUGAGUGGAAACAACUUGCUGAACAUCUGCAAACUCGUCUUCAAAAUCAGCCGGAACGCUAGUAAUGACGCCCUGUUCCUCAACGACAGCAUCCUAGACUCCCUUCUGUCUCUGUCUCUGCUCCAUUGUGAGGAUGUGUGGAGUAAAGGUGAAGCCGUGCUGUACUGUGUCGGCUCACUGAAGCUCCUCUCAGGGAACAGCGCCCUCUCCAGGCUGCUGCUUUCUAAAGGCUUCAUCGGUGUACUGCUGCAGCUGUCAAAGAGACUGAUGCAUGGUCCAUCUUCAACUUCAGCUAACAUAACUUCUCACAGGUCAGAGGGAGAAGGUCAGCGUAUCAUUGCAGGACACACACUGGUACAGGUCACAGCAGCUUUGAGAAAUAUAGCUGACCAGUCAGAGUCUCGGCCUUCCUUCCUGUCCAAUAAAGCAUUCUCUACUCUUUGCUUAAUUCUGGAGAACCACCGCAAAGACCUUGACAUCUGCAUUAAUGUGGCCCGAAUAUUCAGCAAGCUGUCCACCUACACUGAAUGCUGUCAUGCACUAGCUGAGACGCCACGUUGCUGCGGCCUAUUUUUGGACCUGCUAAGCAAACACAGCAGGAAACAGGAUCUAGUAGUGCGUCUCCUGUUCACACUAGGAAAUCUGACAGCCAAGAGCACUGAAGCCAGAGAGAGAGUCUAUGAGGAGGAAGGCGGGAUAGAUGUCCUCUUAGAUCUUUUUCAGGUCUACCAGGAAACACCAUCGCCCCCUAAGCAAUGCCGUGCCCCUGAGAGAGAGGACGUCCUGGUCAAACUGAUCAGACUGCUGGCCAACCUGGCCAUCCAUCCCACCGUGGGCACGGCACUGGCUGCCAACACACUGUGUGUACAGCUGCUGCUGGAAGUGCUGGAGUGCAGGUGUGUGCAGGAGAGUGAAGAGUUAGUGAUUAAUGCCGUGGCCACCAUCAACAACCUGUCUUUCUACCAAGGCGAGAGCUCAGUGGUCCGUUCCCAGCACACACACAUCUCUCAGUUGCUACUAAAACUCUUGCUGAGCUCCAGUAUGGAUGCUGUUUUGGAGGCCACACGUGUCUUUGGAAAUCUGUCGCAGAUCAAAGACGUGAGACACUUCAUCAUGCAGCACAAAGUGGAGCAGUAUGUGGUAACCCUCCUGGACUCCAAGACCCCUGAUGUGUGUUUCUCUGCAUGUGGAGUUCUCAUCAACCUAUCUGCAGAUCCAGAAAACAGGACCAUGCUGAGGGCCACGGGAACCGUUCAGAAGCUUAUUGACUGUCUGCGUGACUUCGGGCCUCGGGACUGGCAUUUGGCUUCUGUGGUGUGUCAGACUCUGUGGAACUGCUCUUUAGAUGGAGAGCUGCAACACACUCAAGAGCUGUUGGAGAUCUUGCGGCUCUACACCGACAAAGGAGCUUUGCAGUGGUCUUCUGAUGAUGGAGUCAGACAGGUUCAGGAAGCAUGCUGGGAGCUGCUCUUUUUGCCUGUAGCUGAGAGCCUUAGACAGCGUUUUUAUAUUGAAGACACUACUGGCAUCAUUCCGUAAGCUCCACUGACACACUCCUCUCCAGAUGUCACAUGCUUGUCUGUGUGUAUAUAUGCAUGUACUGUAUGUACACCUACAAUCUGAGGAAUGAGCCGGUGUGUAUAUUGCACUUUAAUACAAUGUCACUUUUGAUAUUGUGAACAUAGGGAAUUUGUCAAUUAUGACCAACACAUUUUUAAAAUUAAAUAGUUCAAAUGUUUAUUACACAACCUUAUGCUGCUGUAUAGGAGAAAGCAUGAAUUGUGUCGGACAGAAGGCAAGCCUAUGUUCAUAAACACCAAACUAACGUAUAUGCAAAAAUCACUCAAGAGCAUCUCCGUGAUCUCAAAGAUUUUAUUUAACAGACACUUCCAGAAAAGUCUGUAAGGAACACAGAAUAGAAACAUUGUCAUACUUCCUUAAUACAAUCACAUCAAACUGAUAUAUUAUGGCACUGGCUUCCCUCCUUUUAACAGGUUACACUUCACAGCUAGUCUAUACAUUAAUAUGAAGUUUACAAAGCUGCCCUAGAGGUCAUUUAAAUACAUGCUUAAAACCAAUGACUAAAAUGGGAUUGUGAAGUUUAUUCAAAUCACUCUUUACUGCGAUUUAACGUUUUCCUCUCAGCCUCCAUCAUGUGAAGUCUGAAGCGGUUUAACUCCUGCACAACAUCCAAGGGAUUUUUUCAGAUAUUUUAUUAAGAGGGGAACCCAACUUCUCGCAUUAUUCUUUUAAAAUGAGCAUCAACUAGCCUAUGGUGAUUUCCAUUUAAUGGCCAUUUACUGGCACUAAAUGACCACCAGCCUCAUAACCACAAACAGGGAAAAUUUCCUUAUGGUUCCCACGUCAACAAUGUUGCUUUCUUUAAUCCUCACUGUGAGAGGACGAAUUGCCGCGUUCAACAUUGUGUUUAAAUCAUUAGUGCACAGCAGGGGAUGCUUUUCUAUAGGCCUGUAGUGUCUGUGCUGAUAUAUCACUUUGCUACAAGGAUUUCUGCUGGUGGGUGGAAGUUCAUGGACAUAAAAACAUUGAUUAUGUGACCUAAAAGCUAUAUAAAUUAAGUCUUAAAGUGUGUUAUUGUUAAUUAGCACAAAAAUAACCGUCAGUUCUCGUGGUAUAAGGUGUUUGGACUGUUCAAAUCUUAUUUAAUACUGAAUGUUUGGUGUAAUGCAUCAUCCUAAUGUGACUUUUUGGGAAGAAAACAGAAAGUUUGAUUAAAUUACAAAUGAUACAACCAGUGAAAUACCGUGUUUUAUUUUUUUUAACAAAUUAUUUCUUAGAAAAUUGUCAGUAACUGACAUCAGUCUCUCAAGUCUGACUUAAAACCUCCUCAUAUCCAUCUCCAAAAGAAAAAGUACCAUCCCUCUAGUCCUGCCAUCAUCAGAAUGCAGUACUUAACUGGUUUAGUAAACAAAAAAAGACAGCGGAGAAUCCACUCCGCUUGAAAAGAAACACAUGCGCACACACACACACACUCGAAACAAAACUGUUUAGUUACACUGGUUAAAGUUCUGAUAAUGAGAACAAGCAUGGUUUAACCCCACAAGCGUGCGGGUCGCCUGAUUCAGCGUCUAGCUCUGUACAGAUUGUAGCGCAUGACAGGCAGCCACGUAAGACAAAGUUCUGCUCACUAGACAGCACUUAGAUAUUUAAGGAUACAUAACAGGAGGUAUUUAGUUAUAAUAAACCCCAAAAUAAUGGCCGUGCAUUCAAAGGAAGACAGAUAAGGCGGAUGGAUCAGAGCAACAGGAAGCACAUCACAAAAGGAAGACCUUUCCGCGUUGAAAGUCACUAACACAAAUAAAAAAAGAUAGAAAACGGUCAUCGAAAAAAAAUGGCUACAUAAAAGCUGAAGCUUAACAUUGUUUAAAAAAAGUGCUUUGAUAUUUUUAAUGCGUGAAACCCCAAAAAGAGCCUAUGUUUGGAUUUUUUUUCUCUAUUCCCCCCAUAGCAUUCACACAUUGGAAAUGUCACAAUGAAACAAAGUGGUGUCUUACAGUAAACUCUAACAAGGGCUCAGACAGCUAUUACUUUUGAAUUGCGCUCUCACACUCACACUAACACAAUCGUUCCUGGAUUAGCUUAUAUAAAUGGGUGAUGGUUUGGGUGUCUUGAGGCCUCUCAAUUGAGAAAAGCAGCAUGAACAGACGGCACCUCAGCAUCUGUUGCCAGUGCUGCGCAUGACUAGGCACGCGUUUAUGCAAAAUCAGUAAUGCUUCUAUCUCUAGCCACUGCUG
Molecule: messenger RNA, 4869 nt
Organism: Sinocyclocheilus rhinocerous
Lineage: Eukaryota; Metazoa; Chordata; Actinopteri; Cypriniformes; Cyprinidae
Product: armadillo repeat-containing protein 2-like
Exons: 18
Coding region: 179-2653 (824 amino acids)
Biological process (GO): sperm axoneme assembly; cilium organization
Molecular function (GO): protein binding
Source: RefSeq, a predicted model, not a curated record